AUGCUGUCUUUCUUAUGCUACCUACUGCUGGCGGCCAGCAUGCCAGUCUUUGCCAAAGAAGUCGUCUACGACUUCAAUGUCACCUGGGUCACAGCGAAUCCUGAUGGACUGGCUGACCGCCAGGUAGUCGGCAUCAACGGCCAAUGGCCGCUGCCCAUCAUCGAGGUUGAUAAGGGUGAUCAGUUGGUGGUUAACAUGUACAAUGGACUGGAAAACAAGAGCGCCAGUAUUCACUUUCACGGCAUGUACCAGAACGGAACUAAUGAGAUGGAUGGGCCUUCCAUGGUCACGCAAUGUCCUGUACCUCCUGGUUCGAGUAUUACAUAUAAUUUUACUGUCAACCAGAAUGGCACUUACUGGUAUCAUUGCCAUACUGAUUACUGUUAUCCUGAUGGAUACCGUCAGGCGCUUAUUGUCCAUGAUAACAGCUCCUGGUUUGCCAAUGAGUACGAGGAGGAGUUUACCGUGACUCUCAGUGACUGGUACCAUGAGCUGGCUAUGGACAUCAAGCCCGAGUUCAUGUCGCUGUAUAAUCCCACCGGCGCCGAGCCUAUCCCCAACUCAUGGCUCUUCAAUGAUACUAUGAAUACCAGCAUCGCUGUCAAGCCUAAUACUACCUACCUCCUCCGCCUGGCCAACAUUGCUGCCUUCACAGCCCAGUACUUCUACAUCGAAGACCACCCGCUCACUAUUGUCGAAAUUGACGGUGUCUACACUGAGCCUACCACUGCAGACAUUCUCUAUAUCGCUGUUGCUCAGCGGUACUCUGUUCUCUUUACUACCAAGGCCACAACAGACAAGAACUACCCUAUUGUUACUGUCGUUGAUUCCACCCUCCUUGACACCAUUACCCCUGAUCUCCAACUCAACAAUACCAACUGGCUCCAAUAUGACUCCUCCGCCACCUACCCGCAGGCAAACAUCACUGUCGCCGAAUCAGAUGACCUCGUUCCCUUCGAUGACGGCACCCUGGUCCCCUACGAUCACGUUCCCCUCCUUGAAACCCCUGAUCUAACCGUCAAUGUCGCUGUUAUCAUGGAAAACCUUGAUACAGGCAUGGGCUACGCCUUCCUCAAUAAUAUCAGCUAUACUGCGCCCAAAGUGCCUACUCUCUACACUGUCCUCUCUGCGGGGACCCUUGCUACUGACCCUACUGUUUACGGCGACUAUACCCACACGCAAGUCCUCCCGCACAACGCCAUUGUCGAAAUCAUCCUUAACAACCAAGACACCGGCUCCCAUCCCUUCCACCUGCACGGGCACGUCUUCCAAGUCGUCGCCCGCUACCCAGCCAUGGGCCCGGACUUCCUGUCCCUCGCCGACGCCACAGACCCCAUCGCCUUCGACCCAGCCAACCACACCAGUUUUCCCACCUAUCCGCCGCGCCGGGAUACCGUCGUCGUCCCGCCAAUGGGCUACGUCGUCCUGCGCUUUCGCGCGGAUAACCCGGGCGUCUGGCUCUUCCACUGCCACAUUGACUGGCACUUGAUGCAGGGGCUCGCCAUGACAUUCGUCGAGGCGCCCUUGCUCAUCCAAAAUCGGCUAAGUAUUCCUGCCGACCACAAGGCCGCGUGCGAGGCAGCGGGUGUACCGUGGGAGGGGAAUGCAGCGGGGAAUGUAGAGGACUAUCUUGAUCUGAAGGGGCAGAAUAAACAGCCCGGUUGGAUUCCCGACGGGUUCACGGCGAGAGGUAUCGUCUCGAUGGUGUUUACGGUCAUCAGCGCAAUUCUGGGGAUGGGGGGGAUUGUGCUUUAUGGGCUUUCUGAUCUGAAGUUUUCAAGGCAGGAAGGUGCUGCGGAUGUGCAGGCGGCUGGGAGUGGAAAGGAGAGCCAGGAUGCUGGGACCCAGGAGGUAUAUCAGGAUUAG
Messenger RNA from Aspergillus welwitschiae, 1866 nucleotides. RefSeq names its product multicopper oxidase-domain-containing protein. The record is from RefSeq and is a predicted model, not a curated record. Gene Ontology annotation, cellular component: high-affinity iron permease complex. Gene Ontology annotation, biological process: reductive iron assimilation; cellular response to iron ion starvation. Bases 1 to 1866 code for a protein of 621 amino acids. Lineage: Eukaryota; Fungi; Ascomycota; Eurotiomycetes; Eurotiales; Aspergillaceae. Gene Ontology annotation, molecular function: copper ion binding; ferroxidase activity. The transcript has a single exon.